Messenger RNA from Racocetra fulgida, 535 nucleotides. The record is from the annotation of a GenBank genome assembly. Lineage: Eukaryota; Fungi; Glomeromycota; Glomeromycetes; Diversisporales; Gigasporaceae.
AUGAAAACAAUUCAGGAUUUUCUGAUUCUUUCGACCACAAAAAUUCCAUUUACCGUCCCAGAAUUUAUGUCAAUAUAUUCUAUUAAGGAUGAUAAAUGGGAAAAAGAAGCGGAAUUAAGCUUGGUACAAAAUAAAUUUUCACAAAUAUUUUUUCAUUGUAGAGAAUUUAAAGAAGGGGAGACGAUAAUAGAUAUGUUUUAUUUAUCUGAAGGAAUUUAUAGAUAUUCGUUAAUAGUCCCUGAAAAUUAUGAUGAUAUGAUUGCCGUGGCAAAAAAAUGGCAUGAAACAUUUAGAGAACAAUAUCUUUUAUCUGGGAGGGAAAAAUCUAGUAAAGACGAUACAAUUAAUGAUUAUAAAAAGAAAUUUGAAAGUUGGAUAAGCGAAGAGAUUAAUAGAGUUGGCCAAUUUUGUGAUGAAUGUGAAAAAUUAAAUGUACUUUUUAAACAAUUUGCCCUCGUUGUAAAAGAUGAUUGGGAAACUGGACUAAAACCUAUUAUUCAUAUGAUUGAUAAAAAAUUUCAAAAGUCUAGUAAGA